CUCACCGCCCAAAAUUUUGACUUUUUUUCAUCGCAAGAGUCAAUACAGUAUUGCAAAUGUAACAUGAAUCAUUUGGAUUAAUUCACUACAACACUAUUAAUACAUUUCGUCUGCACCAUCACAUAGAUAAUAUGAACCAAAAUAAUUUAUUAUAUUAUGAGAAUAGUUUUAAUUUAGAAAAUCAAAAAUAAAUGUUGAAUGCUGUCAAAUCUAACAGAAUUUUAAAAGAUGGUUGACUAUUACCAGACAUAGCGCUUACAUUUAGGUAGAGACAUAAAUAAUAAAAACCUUGUUUCAUAAUAUCUAUUUUAUUUUACAAAUUAUCCAUAAAAAAGCCAAAUUUUACCAAAUAGGCGGCACGGUGAAUCAGAUGGUAAAGCGUUGGCCUCACAGUUCUGAGGUCCUGGGUUCAAUGCUGGACCCGCCUUUGUGGAGUUUGCAUGUUCUCCCCGUGCCUGCGUGGGUUUCCUCCGGGCUCUCCGGUUUCCUCCCACAUCCCAAAAACAAGCAACAUUAAUUGGACACUCAAAAAUGCCCCAAGCUGUGAUUGUGAGUGUGGCUGUCUGUCUCCAUGUGCCCUGCGAUUGUCUGGCAACCAGUUCACGGUGAACCCCACCUCCUGCACGUUGAGAGCUGAGAUGGGCUCCAACACUCCCUGCGACCCUUGUGAGGAUAAGCGGCUAUGAACAUGGAUGGAUGGAUGGAUGGAUGUUACCAAAUAGAGUAUGACCCUAUUUGUGCAAAACGUUUGCAUGACCUCAUUAUGAUCACUGCGAUCUCUCCCUUGAAGCCUUUGAACACCUUGAAGUUGAUCCCCUUAAGGCGGCAUGGUGGACAACUGGUUAGCACAGCUGCCUCACAGUUCUGACGUUCCAGGUUCAAAUCUAGCCUCACCUGUGUGAAGUUCUCCAGGUGUUCCAGUUUCCUCCCACAUCCCCAAAACAUGCAUGGGUGUUGCCUGCCUUUCGCGGACAGCCAUCUGAGACAGGCGCCAACACACUAGUGGACCUUGUGAGUGGAAGCAGUUCUGAAGAUGGAUGGAUGGAGAUACUGUUGAGAAAACUGGCAUAAACAGCAUACAUUUCACUCCACUAUAUUUUACGAUAUUCGUAAUGAUUUGCUAUAAUCUGUAAUGUGAAGAUGACACAAGCAGUGUUCAAAGCACACCUGUUUAGUCGAAUCCUGCCAGCACGGGGUGCACUGGGUCUACACAGCAUCAUAAAAGACAACUAAAACCAGUAAUUAAAAAUAAUUAUCAGUGAAGAAGAAGAUGGGUGAGAACCCUUCUUAUGUACCUGCACAAGAAACUCCAUUGCGCAAACUUGCAUUCCUUUGCUCUGUGUGCUUGGCGGCCUCUUCAACAGACUGUGGAAAGAGAUCAGGAAAAUGGCAUUGAUGGGACCAGAGAUCGAUGACAGCCUCAAGGCAAAGCUGGAAAAUAUUAUUAACCCCCAAAACGCUCUGAUAAUGAAAAUGGACCGGAUGGUUCUAAUUUUCGAUCAGGAAUAUGAGAAAAUCUCACUGGAUGAGUUAAGAAACAACCUUCCCAAGCAAGAGCCAAGGAUCAUUGCUUACCCUUACGAUCUCAUUGAGGAUGGCGAGAUAAAGGCAUGCUACAGGACCCUUAUAUUCGUCAGCCCUAACGGGUGCAAUCCAAGGGACCUGAUGUCGUGUGCGUCCGCCGUUGAUUUCGCAAGAAAGCAAAUGGCUGCCACCAACGGGUACGCCAACAGACACGGGGUUUCGCUUAGUGAGCUUGACGCACGCGCUGAUGCCCCGGAGACGCCGGACCCAUCCCUGCGAAGAACUCAGACACCCGAUGCCACCUGACCAAGUGCGUGACGACCCCAUUCUUCGCAGCAGCCCUCCAAACGCGGUCACACUCACCAUUGAAGCGGGAUGGGGCCGGAAAGGACAAUUUUCACAGCUGUGAUCACAAAUGACAUUUUAUUAUUUGCCAAAAUGAUACCCCGUUAUUGCCUUUGUUCCUACAGGUGUCCCCAAACACGUCAUGUGACUAAACAACAAGGGUGGAUGAUUUGACGUCAUUUUGUUUUUACUGGGAAUGUGAACCAUAUCAAAGAUGAUUAGAAGAAACUGACAGCACCCAAGAGUUAAAUAUAAGUGUCACAGCAAAGGGUCUUGAUACUUACAGCUGUGAUAUACACAUAUGUUUUUAGUAAUUAAAAUUCCUCCGGGCACUCCGGUUUCCUCCAAUAUCCCAAAAACAUGCAACACUAAUUGGAUACUUUAAAUUUCCCCUAGGUGUGAUUGCGAGUGUGGCUGUUUGUCUCUACGUGCCUUGUGAUUGGGUGGCAACCAGUUUAGGGUGUACCCCGCCUCCUGCCCGUUGACAGCUAGGCUAGGCUCCAGCAUUCCGUGACCCUCGUGAGGAUAAGCCCUGAAGAAAAUGGAUAGAAAAUUAAAAUUGUAUUUUUUUCCGUCUAUAUGAGAUGGUGUGUUGAUUGAGAUUUUUAGAAAAUGUCUGCAAUACAAUUGAGAAACUUAAGGGGUCUAGGAUGGUGAUGCAGGAGCGUGCUCCCAUUUAACGAGUUUGAAUGUGAUUGGUUAAUUCUGAACAGAGCAGUACCCCCGGUUGUAACAGUUUAACACAAUGAAAGUAACCUUAAUGGUGAAAAGUUUUGUACAAUCACAAAACACUGACAGAUGUGUAGACUUUGUAUCCAGUGUUAACAUUUUUUUGUCUUAACAGUUAAUUUCCUCUAUCACUGGCUUUGUCAAAUGACUGAAGUGCUUGUAUACUAGUGGUGCAACCAGAGACGGCGCAGUCUCUUGCCAUU
This is a messenger RNA of Syngnathoides biaculeatus (alligator pipefish), 2801 nucleotides long. RefSeq names its product glia maturation factor gamma-like. The transcript has 10 exons. Bases 1387 to 1830 code for a protein of 147 amino acids. NCBI's taxonomy places the organism in Eukaryota, Metazoa, Chordata, Actinopteri, Syngnathiformes, Syngnathidae. Gene Ontology annotation, molecular function: actin binding; Arp2/3 complex binding. The record is from RefSeq and is a predicted model, not a curated record. Gene Ontology annotation, cellular component: actin cortical patch. Gene Ontology annotation, biological process: negative regulation of Arp2/3 complex-mediated actin nucleation; actin filament debranching.